AGAGCGCUCAUCUCCGACUCUGGCGGGCGCUGGGUGCUGGUUUAUCUGGACGCGGAUUCCACAGAGAUUCGGCGAAGAGUAGCUGCUAUGAAUACAUUGGCUGAGGAAGGAGAUCUGGCAUUAUAUCUAACACAGGAUGGGUUGGAACGGUAUCUUAGUGGUUUUGAACGGCCA
This is a messenger RNA of Aspergillus novofumigatus IBT 16806, 174 nucleotides long. RefSeq lists its product as uncharacterized. NCBI's taxonomy places the organism in Eukaryota, Fungi, Ascomycota, Eurotiomycetes, Eurotiales, Aspergillaceae. The annotation marks the transcript as partial. The record is from RefSeq and is a predicted model, not a curated record. The transcript has a single exon.